Lathyrus sativus (Indian pea) is the source of this 690-nucleotide messenger RNA. The record is from the annotation of a GenBank genome assembly. Lineage: Eukaryota; Viridiplantae; Streptophyta; Magnoliopsida; Fabales; Fabaceae.
AUGCCUCGUCCCAAACGAAAAGCGGCCCCACCAAUCACUUCUUCUGACGUCGAUUCUUCCAUUCGUACAGAGCCGAAGAAGAGAACAACUUCAAAGCAAUUUGAACGAAUAGAUUUCCUGUUUGAGUUGUAUGCAAAUAAAUCAAUUGGUUUGAUUGACCCAGAUGGGAUUGAAGCACUCUGUAAAGAUGUUAAUGUGGACCAUACAGAUGUUAGAAUGCUGAUACUUGCUUGGAAACUGAAAGCAGAAAAGCAGGGUUAUUUUACUAAGGAUGAAUGGCGAAAAGGUCUCAAAUGUUUAGGGGUCGACACACACCCAAAAUUAAAAAAAGCAAUAAAUGGACUGAAGAAAGAGGUGACUGUUCCAGAAUGCUUUGAAGAUUUUUAUUCCUAUGCAUUUCAAUACUGCCUCACAGAGGAUAAGCAAAGGAGCAUAGAUAUUGAGACCAUAUGUGAGCUGUUAACUGUUGUUCUGGGAUCGGAAUUCCCUUCUCAAGUCAAUUUACUAAUAGAGUAUCUAAAGAUCCAGAAUGAUUACAGAGCGCUAACCAGGGAUCACUGGGGAAGUUUUUAUCGGUUUUUUAAAGAGGUAAGCUUUACUGAGCUGCAAAAAUAUGAUUCCAGUCAAGCCUGGCCAGUGAUCAUCGACAAUUUUGUUGAAUGGUUGAAGGAAAAAGAAACGAAAAUAUAG